AUGCAACCCGCCAUGCUCGUCGCGCUUCACCGCGGCGCGUUCGCCAUCUCCUCGCCAAGCCAUCGCGUUCGCCCCUCGGCGCGCGCGUCCGCGCGCGGGGCGACCAUCACGCGCGCGGCGGGCGGCUUUCGGGUCAUCGAGUACGGCGACGGCACCACGCCGGAAUCCCGCGGAGAGUCUCGGCGCCGCGACGACGGCUUCGACGACCGCGGAGAAUACGACCGCGCCCGCCCGCGCGGAGGCCGCGGAGGCCGCGGAGGCCGCGCGUUCGGCGGCAGAGGACGCGGCCCGCCCCGCCGCGACCGAUACGACGACGACGACGAGGAGGAUGAUUGGAACGAGCGCCGGGACCGCGGCGGCCGGGGCUCGCUUCGCCAGAAGGGACGCGGCGGGCGCGGCAUCGACGCCCAGCGAGGGUUCGGCGGCGACCGCGACGGAGGGAACUGGGGCGAGCGCGUUCGUCGCGACGAUCGGGGAUACGACGGCCGCUACGAGGAGCCGAGGCGGUACGACCGAGCCCCGCCCCGACGCGACUACGACCGCGGCGGUUAUUCAUUUCCCGACGAUGCGUCGUCGCCUCGCGCGCCGGGCUACGGCGGCGAACGCGGUUCUUACGGCGGCGGCCGCGAACGCGGUUCCUACGGGGGCGGCCGCGAACGCGGUUCCUACGGCGGCGGCCGCGAACGCGGUUCCUACGGCAUGACCGCCUUGCCCGACUCGGACUUUGUCACCAUCCAGAGCAUGGGCCAAGAGGGCAGGGUCAUCGGCAAGGGCGGCGCCAUGGUGAACGAGCUUCAGCAGCGAUUCGGGUGCCGGGUCAACGUUCGAAGGGACCUGGGCGUCAUCGAGGUGAGCGGCGGGGACGUGGCCGCCGCGGAGGAUGAGAUCCGGGGCAUCGUCGAUCGCGGAGUGCAGUCCGAUCUCCAGCGGGACACCGGCGGGGGAAAACCUCCGCUUUCGCGCGAGCUCGAUCGAAGCCGGGGCGCUCGCGACGGAGGUUACGCCCCCCCGCCCGACGCCGCCGCCGCCGACGACGACGAUGGCUUCUGGAACGACGACGACGACGACGACGAUUGGGUCCUCGAGGGGCUCGAGGAUGAGCUCAACGACGCGGCGCAGUGGUCGCAAGGCAAAGGCGCCAAGGGUAGGUACGUCCCUACGCAGAUGUCCAAGUACGUCGACGACGAUUUCGAGCCGAUGGUGUACACCCGGGAGCCGGACGACGAGGACGAGUAUAACUUCUUCUCGGGCGCGAGGUUCGCGCAGCUGGGCGCCUCCGACGGCGUCACCGAGGCGCUCAAGGAGAUGGGCAUCGAGCGACCCUCGCACAUACAGAGCCUGAGCUACAGGGCGCUGACGGAGGAGGACUCGAACGAUCACGUCUUACUCGCCGACCAGGCGGGCUCCGGGAAGACUCUGGCGUACCUUCUCCCCCUCCUGCAGCGACUCGCCGAGACGGAACGCACCGAAGGGAGGGCCAAGCCCACGCGCCCGAGGAUGCUCGUGCUCGUCCCGACGUCGGAGCUCGCGGUGCAGGUGCUCGGCGUCAUCCGCACGCUGUCCAGGGGCGGCCUCAGGUGUCGCAGCCUGGCGGUGACGGGGGGUGACAAAAACUCGAGGACGCAGAUCGAGACCAUCCGCGAGGGCUGCGACGUGGUGGUCGGGACCCCGGGGCGGGUCGGUUGGCUCGUUCAGCAGAAAAAGCUGGACCCUGGCGACCUGCAGGCGGUGGUCAUGGACGAGUGCGACGUUUUACUGGGCGAUUCGUUCGAGUUUGCCGAGCAGGUUGCGCCGCUCCGCGACGCGGUGCCUAACGCCACUCGGUUCGUCCUCGUCACCGCCACCAUCCCGGAGGAUGUCCUGAAACAGCUGCGGGCGUUCUUCGACGGGGCGUUGAGGGUGGUGCAAGGGCCGGGGCUGCACCGGCCCGCCGCGGGACUGCUGGAGAGGCUGGUGGAUUGCUCGGGAGGUGACGUGGUGGACGAUCAGAGCGGGUUUUGGCGCAAGUUUGCCGCGCUCGAGCAGCUUCUCGCCGCCGAGAAGGAAAAGGGAACGGACGGGCGAUCGAAGCGCAUGCUGCUCUUCUGCAACAAGAUCGAGACGUGCAGGAAGAUCGAGAACCUCCUGAUUCGCGCGGACAAGGACGGACAGGAUCUCGUGCCCCUCCCGUACCACGCCGCGCUCACCCCGGACCGGCGCAAGAGCUCGCUGGAGGAGUUUUUGAAGCCGCAUAAGCGGGGAGACGCGCCCAAGAUGCUGGUGUGCACCGACCGCGCGAGCCGCGGCCUGGACGCCGCCGGCGUGACGCACGUCGUCCUCUUCGACUUCCCGAGGGAUCCGUCGGAGUACGUGCGCAGGGUGGGGCGGACCGCGCGAGGGGCGCUGGGGAAAGGGGAGGUUUCGGUGCUGGUGCUGGGAAGGCAGGUUCGGCUGGCUCGCGAGAUCAUGCGAAGGAACACGAGAGGGGACCCGGUCGAGUCCACGCCGCAGUACUGA
This is a messenger RNA of Micromonas commoda, 2496 nucleotides long. RefSeq lists its product with no specific name. The transcript has a single exon. Bases 1 to 2496 code for a protein of 831 amino acids. The record is from RefSeq and is a predicted model, not a curated record. Gene Ontology annotation, molecular function: ATP binding; RNA helicase activity; RNA binding. NCBI's taxonomy places the organism in Eukaryota, Viridiplantae, Chlorophyta, Mamiellophyceae, Mamiellales, Mamiellaceae.